AUGCGCCUCGCCCCUCGCCGCGCUACUGCGUGGCGUAGACCUAUCAGCUCGCUACAGAGACACCUUACAUCUAUAGGUAUCCGGAAGGAAGACCCAGCGAGGGUAUGGGAGCGCCGUACACCGCUCACUCCCGACGCGGUCGCUUCUUUGCUUCGAGAUAACCAUGCUCAGCUGGAAGUGGAGGUCGAGAUGUGCGGGCGGCGCUGCUUCCCGGACAUUGACUACAGACAUGCUGGUGCAAAGCUCGUCCCCUCGCUAUCGAAGGAAGUCGACCUGGUUCUUGGAAUCAAGGAGCCGCCCGUGCACCGGAUCCAAGCGCUCCAGGAAGCUCGGCCGGGCAAGAAGCGGACGUACAUGAUCUUCUCUCAUACACACAAAGGCCAGCCGUAUAAUGUCCCGCUACUCUCCUCAUUCCUCGACCCGCACCAUAGUCAGACCCUCAUCGACUAUGAGCUACUGACACGGCCAAAGAAGGGAAACCCCAACGAGCUGAAGAGGGUGGCGGCGUUUGGAUGGUUUGCGGGAGCGGUUGGUGCAGGCGAAGCACUGAGUAUGACCGGUCUAGCUCUUCUCAGGCGAGGUGUAUCGACUCCUCUACUCGGCCUUCCCAGACCAUACACUUUCCCCUCUACGGCAGCCUAUAAAGCCGCCCUUCGACGGUGCGGGGACGAGAUCCGCUCCACCGUCCUCACGCCUUGCGGAACCGGACCCAUCGUCAUCGGCCUCACUGGAGCAGGGAAUGUCUCGAACGGAGCGAAAGAUAUGCUGGACGCGAUGGGCGUGGUCUGGGUCACUCCAGAGCAGCUUGUGGACAUUCAUCGCGGAACAAAGGGGAUGCAAACCCAGAUAUGGGCGUGCCAGGUCCCGCCUUCCGCCUACUACGAGAAGCUGGACGGAGGGGCGUAUGAUCGGGCAGACUAUAAGGCGCACCCAGAGGGAUACCGAAGUGUAUUUGUGAAGAAGCUCGCGCCAUACAUCACCACCCUCAUCAACGGCGCAGGGUGGCAAGAGGGCUGUCCGAGACUCAUGUCCAAUACCGACCUCGCCGCUCUUCUCGCUCAGGCCCCGGAAGUGGGGCACAAGCUGGUAGCUGUGCAAGAUAUUGCUUGUGAUCUGGAAGGCGGACUGGAGUUCAUGGACCGCAUCACGACGAUUGACGACCCAUUCUGCGUCGGUCCCGGCGGGAUCCUGAUCAGCUCGACCGAUAUCCUGCCGACUGAACUACCCGCGGACGCCUCGGCCUACUUCUCCUCCAGGAUCCUCCCUUAUGUCCAACACCUCGUUGCGCCCAAAUUAACGACGGGCGAUGUGGCGGAGACGAUCGAGCGGGCGACUAUCGUCCGUGAUGGAAGACUUCGGAAGCAGCACGAGUGGCUCAUGCCCAGUGUGGACAAGUGGCGCUCGCCAUCACCUCCAGCACCCUUAGGUGCUGCUACGACUUCAAGGAGGAAGAAGCGAGUUCUUCUUCUCGGUUCGGGACUAGUCGCUGGACCCGCUGUCGAGGUGUUCUCCGCGAGAUCUGACAUUGCCCUCGGGAUAGCAAGCAACAAUCUGCAGGAGGCCCAGGCUCUCACCAAGCGGUAUGGCGGCAAUGUCGAGACGUUCUCCUUGGACGUGGCGGACCAAGUCGAGCUGGGACGGGCAGUAUCAGCGGCGGACGUGGUAGUCAGCCUCCUUCCUGCGCCGAUGCAUGUUGCCGUCGCUCAGCAUUGUAUUGCCCAUGGCAAGCAUCUGGUGACUGCGAGCUACAUCUCGCCCGAAAUGAAGGCUUUAGACGAAGAGGCAAAGCAGAAGGACGUCCUCCUUCUUGGCGAAUGCGGUCUAGACCCCGGUAUCGACUCGAUGGCGGCAAUGCGCAUCCUCUCCCGCGUCAAACGCGAGAACAAACGAGUCACUUCCUUCGUAUCAUGGUGCGGUGGUCUGCCCGAGCCGGCCGCCAGCAACGUUCCAUUCGGAUACAAGUUCUCCUGGUCCCCCAAGGCGGUAUUGACAGCUGCGGGGAAUGAUGCGAGGUACAAGCUCGGCGGGAAGGUGGAGGAGGUCAAGGGAGAAGAUCUGCUCAAAAGGCAUUACCCGAAAGUGGACGUAUGGAAGGGAUUGGCAUUGGAGGGUCUGGCGAAUAGGGAUGCGAUGCCUUAUGCGGACAAGUAUGGGCUGGGGGAGGUGGAUGGGUUGACGAAUCUCUUUAGGGGGACAUUGAGAUAUCAAGGUUUCUCGCGCUUGCUCGAAUCGUUCAGACAGAUGGGGCUGCUCAGUCCUGAUCCGCUCACACGGAUGGGAGACAGCUGGGGAGACUUCUUGCUGGCUUCAUUGGCGAGGAUGAGUGAGGUCAGCGGAACGUCAUUGCGGGCGGGAGAUGUCGAGUCUGUCUUGAGGGACCUUUUGGCCAAGGAGGCGGAAGGGACCAUGGAGGCUUUGCGAUGGCUAUCCAUGCUACCCAAUACCGCCACCCCCGCCCUUCCCUCCCACCUCACCUCACCGAUCGAUAUCCUGGCCUAUAUCCUCUCCCAGAAACUCGCCUACUCGCCUAAAGAACGCGACUCUUGCCUCCUGCACCACGCCUUCGAGAUCGUCUCUUCUUCCACUCCCUCUUCGACCUCAUUCGGAUCCGGCGAGACUACUUCAAAGCAGAAAGUGACGGCCUCGCUUUUGCACUAUGGGACGCCAGGGGCGAGUUCUAUGAGUGUUACGGUCGGCAAGACUCUUGCAUUUGCGGCGCUAAGAGUGGUAGAUGGGGAUGUAAAGGGAAGGGGGGUGAGGGGACCGUAUGAACGGGAGGUGUGGGAGGGGGUGUUGGGGAGUUUGGAAGAGGCCGGGGUGGAGGUACUGGAGGAUUGGAGCUGA
Messenger RNA from Dioszegia hungarica, 2844 nucleotides. RefSeq names its product Saccharopine dehydrogenase-domain-containing protein. The transcript has 17 exons. The record is from RefSeq and is a predicted model, not a curated record. Gene Ontology annotation, cellular component: cytoplasm. The coding region runs from base 1 to 2844 and encodes 947 amino acids. Lineage: Eukaryota; Fungi; Basidiomycota; Tremellomycetes; Tremellales; Bulleribasidiaceae. Gene Ontology annotation, molecular function: saccharopine dehydrogenase activity.